AUGCACACGCCUCGAUACCAUGGGCGGUUGUAUCCUGGAUGGAGAUUGCCGUCGAUGCCCGAUUUCAACGAUUUGGAUCUGAGACUCAAUUCGGCACUAGAAGAUCAGAUCAAAGAUAGUCUGAAGAUACUACUCUCAAGACAGAAAAAGACCAUCUACCCAGAUCCAAACGAGAGCACAUUGCUUACACUACCCUUGCCUACAUCAACGUUGCGCACAUCAGCUUUGGCAGAAGCAACCGAGCGUGAGGAAGCAUCCGCGAAAAACUCUUCAGCCAACGACAUAGCCAGGCUUCGGGAACACUCGACAUCACCCAGGGACCGAAAAUCGGUCUCCCUCUCAGAGCGCAUUCAAGGCGUUCCUUCCGUACUCGGCUCGAGAAGUGCUGUCACCGCAGAAGAGGAUGGACUUCCCAAGAUGGGCUUGUCGGACCAGCCUGCGACGCAAUUAUCCGCCAGAUGCAGUCCUCGAACAACUCGUCAUAAGGUUACAACAUGUGACAUUGCGGAAUUGAUUCAGGGUGUGACGCAGGCCAGUAGCAUUGUCGUCGCGCACGAACCACAAUGCCACACUGCAGGAGCGCUUGAAAUUUACAUUGAGUACACCGCAGAAAUGGCAGCACCAGGUGCAAACAGAAACGAUUCAGAGAUUGUCUAG
Messenger RNA from Alternaria atra, 657 nucleotides. RefSeq lists its product as uncharacterized. Bases 1 to 657 code for a protein of 218 amino acids. The transcript has a single exon. The record is from RefSeq and is a predicted model, not a curated record. NCBI's taxonomy places the organism in Eukaryota, Fungi, Ascomycota, Dothideomycetes, Pleosporales, Pleosporaceae.